Molecule: messenger RNA, 1449 nt
Organism: Aspergillus eucalypticola CBS 122712
Lineage: Eukaryota; Fungi; Ascomycota; Eurotiomycetes; Eurotiales; Aspergillaceae
Product: aldehyde dehydrogenase family protein
Exons: 4
Coding region: 1-1449 (482 amino acids)
Molecular function (GO): aldehyde dehydrogenase (NAD+) activity
Source: RefSeq, a predicted model, not a curated record
AUGAUGAUUGAUGAUACCCAGACUCCAAUCGAGACGCGGCUUUUCAUCAACGGCGAGUUUCGACCCUCGUCAGAUGACAAAACUUUUCCUGUGAUCAAUCCCUUUACUCAAGAGCUAGCUGCGGAUGUCCACGAAGCCAGUAAAGCCGAUGUGAAUGAUGCAGUUGCAGGAGCGAAAGCCGCAUUCCCAGCGUGGAGAAAUCUCUCACCUACCCAGAGAGGCAAAUACUUCCAUAAACUAGCCUCCCUCAUCCGUGAGCACGAACAAGAGUUCGCCCGCUUAGAGGCAUUGUCUUCUGGGAAGCCAGUGUCCCGAUACAUCGAUGCGAGCGUGGCAGCUGAUGCAUUCUCCUACUUUGCUGAAGCGGGCUGGACCGUCCAAGGGUCGUCUAGCUGGAACACCCCCGGCCAGCUCAACAUAACAUCUAAGGAGCCAUAUGGUGUGGUGGCUGCUAUUAUACCUUGGAAUGUCCCGUUCGCCUUCUUCGGCAUCAAGAUUGCUCCUGCGUUGGCAGCCGGGAACACCAUAGUCUUGAAAAGCAGCGAGAAAGCGCCCCUUACAUGUGCUUUUGGAGCAAAACUAAUCGCUGAGGCCGGCUUCCCACCGGGUGUGGUCAAUGUGCUUUCAGGCUAUGGUCCAACCACCGGUGCUAUUCUAGCCUCACACAUGGAAGUGCGCUGUCUCAGCUUCACAGGCUCAACAUUGACGGGGAGAAAGAUCCAGUCAUAUGCUGCUUUGUCCAAUAUGAAGACAGUGCAUGCGGAGUUGGGAGGCAAGACACCCGCCAUUAUCUUCGCCGAUGCAGACCUUGAAUCUGCUGCAGCACAGACUUCAUUCAGUAUUCAGAUCUUUAGUGGACAGACUUGCAAUGCUAACUCGCGUAUCUACGUGCACGAGUCUGUGGCAGACAAGUUCCUGAGUUUAUUUAAAAGCAUGUUCGGAGCUGCGGUUCUGGGAAAUCCUCUAGACAAGGAAACUACCCUGGGUCCACAGGUCGAUCAGGUCCAGUAUGAGCGAGUCAAAUCAUACUUGCUCGUAGGCGAGAAGGAGGGUGAACUGACACUCGGAGGUGAUGCCAAGAAUGGGUAUUUUAUCAAGCCAACGGUGUUCGAAAAUGCUCCAGAGGAUGCGCAGAUUAUGAAAGAGGAGAUCUUCGGGCCCGUAGUUGUCAUCAACACAUUCCGGACGGAGGAAGAGGUACUCGCCAAAGCCAAUGAUAGUGAAUACGGCUUGUAUGCGGCUGUCUUCACGAGGGAUAUUGACCGGGCUGUGCGAGUGUCGAAGCUGCUGGAGGCCGGUACUGUCGGUGUGAAUUGCACGAGUCCUUGUAUGCCGAAAGAUAUGCCCUUCGGUGGCUUUAAGGGGAGUGGAAUGGGCCGUGAGAGCUUUCUGCAUAGCAUGGAUGGUUAUCUUGAGACCAAAGCUAUCUUGAUCCAGGCUGGAUCUUGA